Molecule: messenger RNA, 2010 nt
Organism: Lolium perenne
Lineage: Eukaryota; Viridiplantae; Streptophyta; Magnoliopsida; Poales; Poaceae
Product: protein ZINC INDUCED FACILITATOR-LIKE 1
Biological process (GO): transmembrane transport
Molecular function (GO): transmembrane transporter activity
Source: RefSeq, a predicted model, not a curated record
ACUUGAUCGCCACGGAACCAAGCGAAAUCAAUCUACAAAUAGUAUCACCCAUCUCAAGCACGUGCGGUUCCAUUCGAAUCAUUACAUAUAGCCCAGCUCCCGCAACUACCAACCUCCCAUAUAAAUCCUUGGUAAGAGUUCUUUAGCAGCAGCCUAGUGAUCUCCCCAUUACCCCGCACGAUCAAUCGUCGGUCGAUAUGGUGGACCAAGAUCACGAUGGGCGGCGGCGACAGGAGGCGGAGGCGGCGGCGGAGUCGUCGGUGCCGUUGCUGGAGAAGAAGCCCGGCGAUGUGCCGUACUACGUGGAGGGGUGCCCGGGGUGCGCGGUGGACCGGAGGAAGGCGACGGACCCGGGCAUCCCCUACGGCAGCUUCAUAUACAUCUGGGUCGUCAUCCUCUGCACCGCUAUACCAAUAUCGUCGCUAUUCCCCUUCUUGUAUUUCAUGAUAAGAGACUUGCACAUCGCGGAAAGAACAGAAGAUAUUGGGUUCUAUGCUGGGUUUGUAGGUGCCGCUUUUAUGUUUGGUAGAUGUUUGACUUCAACUAUUUGGGGCAUAGCAGCAGAUCGUAUUGGGAGGAAGCCAGUUGUGAUAUUUGGUGUUUUCUCUGUGGUAAUAUUUAAUGCUUUGUUUGGGCUUAGUGUUACCUACUGGAUGGCAAUAGCUACAAGGUUUCUCCUUGGUGCUUUAAAUGGUUUACUUGGACCAAUGAAGGCAUAUGCUAUUGAAGUUUGCCGGCCUGAACACGAAGCUCUAGCACUAUCACUUGUCAGCACAGCAUGGGGAAUAGGUCUCAUCAUUGGUCCUGCUCUUGGAGGCUACCUUGCACUGCCUGCAGAAAAAUAUCCAAAUAUCUUUUCGCCUGACUCGCUAUUUGGAAGGUUCCCGUACUUCUUACCAUGCUUAUGCACAUCAGUGUUUGCUGCCGCUGUUCUGAUAGGCUGCAUAUGGAUGCCGGAAACGUUGCACAAGCAUAAAGUAAAUGAGAAUAGGAAUCAAAGUGUCGAAUCUUUGGAGGCCCAUCUGAUUGAUCCAAAAGAGAAGGUUGAACAAAGUAAUAGUCCGGAUACCAAGAAGAGCUUAUUCAAGAAUUGGCCAUUAAUGUCAUCCAUAAUUGUUUAUUGUGUCUUCUCCUUCCACGACAUGGCUUACACAGAGGUGUUCUCUCUGUGGGCUGAAAGUGACAGGACAUAUGGUGGACUCAGUUUGUCAUCUGAAGAUGUAGGCCAAACACUUGCAAUUACAGGCUCCAGUCUUCUUGUGUAUCAACUCUUCUUGUACCCGCGCAUCAACAGGGUUCUUGGACCUAUCAAAUCAUCUCAAAUCGCAGCUGGCAUAUGCAUACCUAUUCUCUUUGCCUAUCCCUAUAUGACGUACCUGUCAGAACCUGGAUUAUCAAUUGUUCUGAAUAUUGCAUCAGUCAUAAAAAAUAAUCUUGGUGUUACCAUCAUUACAGGCACUUUCAUCCUUCAAAAUAAUGCCGUGCCUCAGGACCAAAGAGGUGCAGCAAACGGGUUAGCCAUGACUGGAAUGUCCUUUUUCAAGGCAGUUGCUCCUGCAGGCGCUGGCAUUGUGUUUUCAUGGGCGCAGAAACGACAACAUGCUUUCUUCUUUCCAGGUGAUCAGAUGGUGUUCUUUCUGCUGAACAUCAUUGAGCUCCUUGGACUUCUCCUCACAUUCAAAUUCUUCCUGGCCGUGCCAGAUAAAUCUGAUAGCAACUAGCUGUUCAGCUAUUGUUCUAGAUAUUUUUUGGGAUAGUUUCCCAGAUGCCGAUGACUCAUGGAUCCUGCAUCUGCGAGGAGAAGGGCUUAAGGCGCCCUUAUAACAGGAUUAAGAGGUGGCCAGGUACAAGUUGUGUUGUUGUGUGUAAGAUGUAGGAGCACUCCAGUAGAGGAGAUGCAACAUUUGUAAGUAGUGAUGUAGUAAGAGACUGCGGCUCGGAAUAAUUGGCGGAAAUGGACUCAGCAUAAUUGCUAUAUCUACCCCUAUCUAUUUUAGGGGUGUUCAAGAA